AUGGCUCCCGCUGCUCGUACCAAGAAGCCCCAGAAGGUCACGAACAAGUUCGUGAUCAACGCUUCUCAACCCGCCAGCGACAAGAUCUUCGACGUCUCUGCCUUUGAGAAGUUCCUCCACGACCGCAUCAAGGUUGAGGGCCGUGUUGGCAACCUCGGCGACAGCGUCCAGAUCUCCCAGUCCGGCGAUGGCAAGAUCGAGGUCGUCACCCACAUUCCCUUCUCUGGUCGCUACCUGAAGUACCUGACCAAGAAGUUCCUCAAGAAGCAGCAGCUCCGUGACUGGCUCCGUGUCGUCUCCACCUCCAAGGGUGUCUACGAGCUCCGCUUCUACAACGUCGUCAACGACGAGGCCGAUGAGGAGGAGGACUAA
This is a messenger RNA of Talaromyces rugulosus, 372 nucleotides long. RefSeq lists its product as uncharacterized. The record is from RefSeq and is a predicted model, not a curated record. Gene Ontology annotation, cellular component: ribosome. The transcript has 4 exons. Lineage: Eukaryota; Fungi; Ascomycota; Eurotiomycetes; Eurotiales; Trichocomaceae. Gene Ontology annotation, biological process: cytoplasmic translation. Gene Ontology annotation, molecular function: structural constituent of ribosome; RNA binding. The coding region runs from base 1 to 372 and encodes 123 amino acids.